This is a messenger RNA of Prunus dulcis (almond), 667 nucleotides long. RefSeq names its product GTP-binding nuclear protein Ran1B-like. The transcript has 5 exons. NCBI's taxonomy places the organism in Eukaryota, Viridiplantae, Streptophyta, Magnoliopsida, Rosales, Rosaceae. Bases 271 to 642 code for a protein of 123 amino acids. The record is from RefSeq and is a predicted model, not a curated record.
ACUCAUCUGUUUUCUAUUUGUGGAAUUACAGCCGGAUGGAUCAAAAAGCUCGUGGGCUGUGGGAUCAUCAUAGAGCUCGACUCUGAAAAUGAGAAGCCACAUGGAUCUUGUGCCGACCGUGUUGUCCCACACGGUGGCGUUAUCCUGUUUGAUGAGACUGCUAAUUUGAAACCAGACUUUCUCCAAACAUGCUACAAUCUUCUCUCCAGGGAGUACGGCAAUAUUCCGAUUGUUUUGUGUAGCAACAAGGUAGAUGUGAAUCAUGUGGUGAUGAUGGGAGACAAGAAUAUUGGCUUCAAAAUGGAAAACAAUAUUACUCUGCCAUACUUUGAAAUUUCUGCCAACAACAAUCCCAACCUUGAGGCACCAUUCUCGUACCUGAACAAAAGGCUUACAGAAAAUGAUGAGCGGCUUUCUGUUAAGCCGCAGCCACCUGGUCUUAUUCCUCUACAUAUUCAGAUGCCCGUGACUGCAGCACAGCAUGGGCCUGAAUCGGGCCCAGCAGCUGCACAACCCUUUCCUGUUGAAGACAAUAAUGGCUGCUGCUGUGCUUGUCUCAAGCCACUGGUGGAAUGCCUAAAGGCUUGCUAUUAUAUCGUUUCCAUCUGGGAUGCUUUCAUGAACUGCCUAGAAGAAGCUUGAGACCUUGAGAAACCUCCAAAGCGGA